Molecule: messenger RNA, 3931 nt
Organism: Gadus morhua (Atlantic cod)
Lineage: Eukaryota; Metazoa; Chordata; Actinopteri; Gadiformes; Gadidae
Gene: npnta
Product: nephronectin a
Exons: 13
Coding region: 631-2601 (656 amino acids)
Cellular component (GO): membrane
Molecular function (GO): calcium ion binding
Source: RefSeq, a predicted model, not a curated record
UAUUUAACCAGCCUAUCAUUUCCCAGGGGAGUUCUGCAUAUCCACAUGGGUGGCCAAAACAACGCGUGCCUCGACAAGCUAGAGAAUUAAUUAUGACUUCGAAAAGAAAACCGACACCGUAUCCCCACGAGUUUAAGCGUGAUCUCCUCUUGAUAUUUAGCCAGGACUUUUGGGGGGGAUUGUUCCAAUAGCACACUACGUCGGCGGUCGCCCGUCGACUCGAUCGCGUGCACUGUCUCUGGUGUUGUUUAUUGGCUGACUCGCGCCGCUCUCUCGUGCGGAGUGAUAGCGAGAGCUGUGGGGUCCCGUGAACACCGAUAGAGUGCACUCUGCUCCACAGACACGCGCGCGCGCAAGAAGGGGCGCCAGCAACUGUUCUCAUCGUAGUCUAUAGCUUCGGGGUCACUUCUAGAUCGUGGACUGAUUUCUUCGGCACCUCGAGAAUAUAUUGCAAAUGAUCAGCAUUUAGGUCGCCGGAAAACGCCUGUACCGGCACGGAUAUUCACGUGCUUGGUGGAAACUCGUACUGACCACAUCGCGGUGUACACACGCUCCAGUGUUUCCUCCUGAUCUGAGGAUAAUUGGCACGCGCGCUCUCUCCCUCCCUGCUGUCUUUCUCUCUCGCAAAUCAUGGAAUUAUGGAUAAAGUUUAUAUUUUUCUGCGGUUGGUGCGUCGGAGCAAGUGCAGACUUUGACGGCAGGUGGCCACGGCAGAUGGCCCCCUCCAACGGCCUGUGUCGCUACGGGGCCCGGAUGGACUGCUGCUGGGGCUGGACCCGCCGCUCCUGGGGCCACUGCCAACCGCUCUUCGCCCUAACACACAGGGUAGCCGGAAUACGAUGCCAACCUCAAGCCCAGUGCCAGCCCGGGUGUAAACACGGAGACUGUGUCGGACCCAACAAGUGCAAGUGCCACGCGGGUUUCACUGGGAAGACCUGCAACCAAGACCUGAACGAGUGUGGCCUGAAGCCGAGGCCCUGUAAACACAGGUGCAUGAACACCUACGGGAGCUACAAGUGCUACUGCCUCAACGGCUACAUGCAGAUGUCUGACGGGACCUGCGGAAGUGCCCGUACGUGCGGCAUGGCCAACUGCCAGUACGGCUGCGAGGUGUCCAAGGGGGAGGUCCGCUGUCAGUGUCCAUCGCCAGGGCUACAGCUGGGGCCCGACGGGAGGACCUGCGUGGACGUGGACGAGUGUGCCACGGGGAUUGCGGUGUGUCCCCGCUUCAGGAAGUGCAUCAACACGUUCGGGAGCUACAUCUGCAGGUGUCACGAAGGGUUCGACCUGCAGUACAUCGGCGGGAAGUACCAGUGUCGAGAUGUGGACGAGUGCUCUUCAGGCCGGAGCGACUGCGGGAGCUACGCUACAUGCUACAACACGCCGGGGUCCUUUAAGUGCAAAUGUAAAGGCGGCUACGGGGGGAUGGGCCAGUACUGCAAACCCGUGCCCAAGGUGUUCAUCGCCCCCGGAAGACCCGGGACCCCCCCCCCGAACCACCACAACCACCUCCCCGACGUGGACCAGCGACGGACCACCACCACCCUCCGCCCGCCGGUGACCCCCAAGAGAAUACCCUACGUCAAACCCCGGACCACCACCAUCAGCACCACCACCACCACCACCACCACCACCACCAAGGCAUCCCCUCCAAAGAGGGUCACCCCGGUGAGGCACAAGCCCCUGGUUCCCACCCGGAGGCCCUUCAUUCCCACCCGGAGGCCCGUCAUUCCCACCCGGAAGCCCGUCAUUCCCACCCGCACGCCGCCGGCGGUCCCCCACAAGCCCUACGUGCCGCCCAGGCGACUGCCGGCAGCGCCGCCCCCGGCAACUGCACCACCUCCGCCACCACCCCCACCGCCCCCGGCCCGCAAAGUACCCGUGGCGCCCCCGACCAGGCGGGCCCCGCCGGCCACGCCCGUAGACAACAGCAUCGGGAAGGAGGUGACGAGGCAGAGAGGAGACGUCCACAUUCCACGGAACCACGACCACAACACGGUGGUGGGGGGCCUGGACUUUGACAUCGAGCCGGGGAACACGGCGGACGAGCCUAACGACCAGCCCAGAGAGGACUGGCCCGGGGCCGACGCCCAUCAGCACCCAGAGUCGGGCUAUCUGAGCUGCUCUUUUGACCAGGGGCUGUGCGGCUGGAUCAAGGACAAAGACGGAGACCUGCACUGGGAGACCACCGCUGAUCCAGCAGGGGGACGCUUCCUCACCAUCCCCGAGGCGGCGGCGGCGGCGGCGGGGGGGGGCAGCCGGAGGAGGAGCGGCCGGGGGGCGCGGCUGGUCCUCCCCCUGACCCCGCCCUGGGACCAGGGCAACCUGUGCCUGUCCUUCCGCCACAGCCUGGAGGGCCACCACGUGGGCAUGCUGCAGGUGUUUGUGAAGAAGGGCCGACAGUACAGCCCCGCCGUGUGGGGCCGGACGGGGGGCAGCGGCUGGAGGCACACCCAGAUCACCCUGUGGGGCACCGGGCUGGAGAGCGUGAUCCUGAAGGGGGAGCGUGGGCGGGGCAAGAGCGGCGAGAUGGCGGUGGACGACAUCACACUGAGGAAAGGCUCGUGCGUGGAGGAGCACAGCAGCGUGAGGAGACUUUGAUGCACACACCCGGUCGAGGACGCAGUGGUAACCCAUGACAACAAAGGGUGAAGAAGAAGAGAGGAUAUUAAUAUCUGACUCUGAGAGCAGACUCUUAAUUGUGUCACAGCCCCCCCCCCCCCCACACACACACAUACAUACACACACACACACACACACUCCUCUCCCCGUGAAACUGCUGUGUGGAGUCCAUUGUGAAACACUAUUUCCCCAACAGUUCCAAACAAUUCAGUGCGUUUCGACCGACUCUCACGGUGCGAAAGACUUAGGGUCUCGGCUGUCCUCCCUCGUCCCCUACGACCACCUGCGUCCCUCUGUAAAAACGUGUGCAUGUGCAACCAGAGAAAGCCCCAUGCCUUAACGCAGCCCUAGCAGGCCCUCACCCUGACGGCUAUACACUGCUCACCAAGACCUUGCCGUUUCGGACCAGCGCUGCAGCCACUAAAGUGUUUUCUGUCUUUAAUACUUUUCCUUUGAUGCCUUGCUUCGAUUUGCGCACCACAAGCCAUACGGUUAGACUGUCAUUUUUUUUAAUUUGCUUGUAUGUUUUGCAGAAGGUUUUCGUCACAAAUGUUUCGGCAAUCGAAAUUUACCACAGACACAGACCGUACGUUGAGGAUGACAGGACAAUGGAGUUGUGGUAUUUUGUUUAGUUCUUUUAAUCUAGGAUUAAAGAAUUGUCACACACACCACACACAGUAUUGCCCCCAGCAGGUGUGUCAUACAACAGGCCACCGAUAAGACAGUUUGUCUUCCUUUCUAAUAUUGGCCCUGAUGUAAUCAUCAUAACCUCUGACAGCAUUUAUAGCUGCUUGGAACGCAAGUGUGUGUUUCGAAUACUUGGAAAUUGGUGAAUCGGGAUAAACGAAUUGUUUCUCUGACGUGAGAUGGGCAGUUUGUUUUUACCACAGUAUCGGCUUUCUUAUAUUAAGUGUGGAUUUGUUAUACAAAAAAGGACACAGUAAUUGCUUUCUAGGCUUUGGAUUACAGUAAAUGUAGUUCAGUGUACAUACUCUUAAAUAUCAAUAUAAUAACGCAGACUAAUCGUUGUAUAAAGGUCACACCAUGUUGUCGGUUGAAUCAUUAAAAAAAAAGAGGAUAACUUGAUUUGCUAACUUGACUUACAAAUAGAGACGUUGUGCAGUGCGAGGCGGUGUAUAAAUAUGUACUUUAUGUUCAUGUGGUUUGGUAAAUUAAUAAUAAUACUAUGUUAAUUAAAUGAAGGGCUGUGGUUGGAGAUUACAGAGGGUCUGUAAACGCAUGGAUGCAUUCAGCACAUUUAGUCCAACUCAGUCAGCUAUGUAAAUAAAAUUGUUUUGACUGAUAUGCA